AUGUCUCUAAAACUAAGCUAUCUGCGGCGCCCCGCACUACACUUCGGCACGAUCACUUCAUGCAUCUCCCCAGCUCGAACAUGUCGUGCCCAAUAUAGCUCCCACUCCCCAAUGGGAUCAACGACAACCACACGCAAGAAAGUAACCAUCCAAACCCUGCGCAACCUCUACAAAAAGAACGAACCCAUCACAGUCCUCACAGCAUCCGACUUUCCCAGCGGCCAUGUCGCCGACACAGCCGGUAUGGAAAUCGUCCUUGUUGGCGAUAGUCUUGCGAUGGUUGCUAUGGGUAUGGAAGAUACAAAUGAAGUCACAAUGGAUGAGAUGCUUCUACACUGCCGCAGUGUAAAUCGAGCUGUUAAGAGUGCCUUCACAAUCGCCGACCUCCCAAUGGGCUCCUACGAAACCAACCCCGAAAAGGCCCUGACAUCCGCAAUCCGCAUGGUGAAAGAAGGCGGCAUGCAAGGCAUAAAACUAGAAGGCGGCGCAGAAAUGGCACCAACAAUCCAAAAGAUUACAUCCGCGGGCAUCCCAGUAAUGGCACACAUAGGCUUAACCCCGCAACGACAACACAGUCUCGGUGGAUUCCGCGUGCAAGGCAAAUCCGUCACAGGCGCCGUGAAACUGCUGACUGACGCGCUGGCCGUACAGAAGGCUGGCGCGUUUAUGAUCAUAAUCGAGGCGGUGCCGGCUGAGAUUGCGGCGAUUGUGACGCGGCGGUUGAGUGUUCCUACCAUUGGGAUUGGGUCUGGGAAUGGAUGUUCUGGGCAGGUUCUUGUUCAGGUUGAUAUGCUUGGGAAUUUCCCCGAGGGGAGGUUUUUGCCUAAGUUUGUUAAGACUUAUGGCGAUGUUUGGGGUGAGGCGAGGAGGGGGAUUGAGGCUUAUCGGGGGGAGGUCAAGAGUAGGGCUUUUCCUUCGAGGGAGUUUACUUAUGGGGUUGAUUCGGAGGCAUUGGCUGAGUUUGAGAGGAUUGUGGAGGGAAUGCCGGCUGAGAAGGAGGAGUGA
Penicillium arizonense is the source of this 1005-nucleotide messenger RNA. RefSeq names its product 3-methyl-2-oxobutanoate hydroxymethyltransferase. The transcript is spliced from 2 exons. Bases 1 to 1005 code for a protein of 334 amino acids. The record is from RefSeq and is a predicted model, not a curated record. NCBI's taxonomy places the organism in Eukaryota, Fungi, Ascomycota, Eurotiomycetes, Eurotiales, Aspergillaceae. Gene Ontology annotation, biological process: pantothenate biosynthetic process. Gene Ontology annotation, molecular function: magnesium ion binding; 3-methyl-2-oxobutanoate hydroxymethyltransferase activity. Gene Ontology annotation, cellular component: mitochondrion.